Molecule: messenger RNA, 1725 nt
Organism: Melitaea cinxia (Glanville fritillary)
Lineage: Eukaryota; Metazoa; Arthropoda; Insecta; Lepidoptera; Nymphalidae
Product: multiple C2 and transmembrane domain-containing protein-like
Exons: 14
Coding region: 1-1725 (574 amino acids)
Biological process (GO): regulation of neurotransmitter secretion
Cellular component (GO): synaptic vesicle membrane
Molecular function (GO): calcium ion binding
Source: RefSeq, a predicted model, not a curated record
AUGGAUACCUUGUUUAAAAACACAGUUAAUCUUCGAAGAAAACGGAACGCUGACUUGUGGCGUACGAAUUCUCUUAUUAACUUAUCGAGGCUAAGUGGAAGUAGCGAAUCUUCUAUUUUUGAAUCAGGUUCAGAUACGUCACGUAAGUCAAAGAGAUCUAAUCGACGUUGGAAUACAAUAGUGACAAUCGUCCUCGUGGAAGCGAAAAGUCUUCCUUCAAUAGCUGAUGAUGGACAUUCACAUAAUAUGUAUUGUAAAUUUCGGUUGGGUUCAGAAACCUUCAAAUCUAAAAGUGUUCCCAGUUGUCAAAAUCCGGAAUGGAGGGAAAGAUUUCAAUUACAUCUCUACGAUGACUACGUUUUAAGUAUAUGUCUUUGGGAUAAAGGGAAGAUGAAAAAUUCGAUGGGCAGUUGCAUUUUAGACUUGUCUCCUUAUGAAAAGGAACGCACACACGAAAUCUGGAGGAAACUGGACGAUGGGUAUGGAGCAAUACAUAUUUCGGUAACGAUGUGUGCAAUAAGAGACGCUGAAAUAUCUUUAAAGGGGCUUGAUACUCGAGAGUGUAAUGAAAAACAUGAUAUGCGUUUGCUAUCAAACGAUUGGAAUGUAGUCGGCAUGUUACACGUAAACGUUAUAGGCGCCAAAGGGUUUACUAACAGGCCAAAUGCGUACUGUACCUUGGAGAUCGACAACGAGAGGGUCGAGACACAUAGAGUUGGUGCGAGUACAGAACCCAGAUGGAAUAAAUGUUACGUUUUUAAAGUGUACGACGUGACAUCUACUCUAGAUCUCAAAGUGUAUGACAGCUCUUUAGCCAAUGCGCUGUUACCUGAGUCCAUAGGAAAAGUGUCCAUUCCACUUCUCAGGAUAACGAAUGACGCCACGCGCUGGUAUGCGUUGAAAGAUAGAAGUAAAAGAAACAAUGCUAAAGGGAACUGCCCAAGGAUACUGCUGCGAAUGCGUAUGGUUUGGAAUCCGAUUAAAGCUACAAUGAGACUAUUUCAAUCGAAGGAGAUGAAAUAUAUAAAGAAGCCGGCAAAAUUUGAUGUUUUUCUUAUUUACAGUAACAUGAAGUUUGUAUCAGAUCUGUUGAGCCUAGCCGCUGACUUAAACGAACAUUAUAAGCGCUUAUUCGAAUGGGAGGAUGAAAAGUUUUCUUUCUUUGUUCUGCUUGGUUGGUUAAUUUCUUGCUUCUACAUUCGUCUGUGGAUAGUACCUCUAUUAUUUUUAGCCCCUUUCAUCAGUUAUUGGAUUUUUAAACGACGAGAUUAUACGAAUACUCAUGGCGAUGGAUAUGACGACGUGUUGGAAAGUGUAUACAUAAAGGAAGACAAGACAUUUACUGGAAAAUUACAAGACUUACAAAAAAUGACGCUCACCAUAACAAAUGGUAUUGAAUUCAUAGUUUCGCACAUUGAGAGGCUUUAUAAUCUAGUAACGUUUAAAGUACCAUUUUUGAGUUAUGUUACGAUGAUAUUACUGAUCGCUGCGUCUGCCGUCUUAUUUGUGAUACCAUUCAAUUAUCUUCUAAUGGGUUUAGGUAUAUACAAAUUCACAAGGAAAUAUUUAAACCCAGCGCGAGUACCUAAUAAUGAUUUAUUAGAUUUUCUAUCACGUGUACCGGACAACGAAAUGUUGAAAGAUUGGAAAGAAUUAGGUGUACCGGAACCCAAUCAGGAUCAACAGUCGUCGAAACUCGUAAAAUCUAUUAGUACCUCAAUUUGA